Molecule: messenger RNA, 2004 nt
Organism: Spirodela intermedia
Lineage: Eukaryota; Viridiplantae; Streptophyta; Magnoliopsida; Alismatales; Araceae
Source: the annotation of a GenBank genome assembly
AUGCGGAGGAGCUCCCUCUUGAUCUUCUCGCGACUCUCUCAGGGAUUCUCCUCCUCCGCUGCGGCGGCGGUGCCUCCUUCCGACGUCCCCGUCCUGUACUCCUUUCUCCAGCCCACCGUCUUCCCCCUCAGGGGAAAAACUCCGCCGGUACCGCCGCCGCCGUUCGGCAAGGUCUCGGAGACGUCGGCGCCGCCGCGGAGCCCCUGCGCGGACAAGGAAACCCUAGAAUCGGACCUGAAGGAGCACCUGCGGAAUAACCAGACUGACGAAGCAUGGAGAUCCUUCAAAGCGCUCACUGCCGGAUCACUCCUUCCGUCCAGGCAAGCCUCCAACUCCCUCAUCGCCCACCUCUCCUCCCUGAGGGAUCUCCACAACCUCAAGAGGGCCUUCGCCUCUGCGAUCUUCCUCCUUGAGAAUGCGCCGAGAUCUCUGGAGUUGGAGACGCUGGACGCCCUUUUCCGCUCACUGGAUGCCGCCAACGCCGCCGCCCCAGCUUUCGCUCUCGUCAAAUCCAUGUUUAAGAACCGGUGCUUCGCACCAUUCCAUGCGUGGGGCGAGGUCCUGCUCCGGCUGGCCAGGAAGAACGGCGCCUUCGACAAGUUCCUCAUCAUCUUCGAGGAGAACUGCCGGAUCGCCAUGGCGGAGAGGAUCACCUCCAUGAAGCCCGAUUUGGGCGCUUGCAAUGAAACCCUAGAGGGCUGCUGCCGUGAAUUGGGGUCGGUGGCUGAUGCCGAGAGGAUCCUAGAGAUCAUGUCCGCCAUGGACGUGCGGCAGGACUCUCGGACCUUCGGUGCUCUGGCAUAUCUAUACGCCUCGAAGGGCCUGAACAACAGGAUCAUCGAACUGGAGAAGCUAAUCUCUGGGGUGGGCAUCUCAGAUAGGACUGUGAUUUACAGUAAUCUGGUCAGGGGAUACCUCAAAUCCGGAGAUUUCGAGUCAACCAUGGAGAUCAUCCUGCGUGCCCUGAAAGAGCAGCAGGGCGAGAACGGCGGCGGACUCGCCGGCGUUCUCGACGAAGAAAGCUACUGCGAGGUGGUGAAAUCUUUCGUGGAGAAGGGAAGGAUGAAGGAUCUGGCAGAUUUGAUCAUCGAAUCACAGAAACUGGAGUCUUCAUCUUCUUCCUCGACCGAUAACUAUGGCGACACAGUGGGAUACAGAAUUGUCAGCGCCUGUGUGAACCUGGGGCUGAUGGACAAAGCUCACAGCAUUCUCGACGAGAUGAACGCCUGCGGAGGCCCCGUUGGACUGGGGGUUUACUCUUCGAUCUUAAAAGCUUACUGCAAGGAGCGCAGGACGGCGGAAGCUGCUCAGCUGGUGGCGGAGAUCUCCGGCGCCGGGCUCCGGCUGGACGCCGGCAGCUACGACGCCCUCAUUGACGCUGCCAUGUCCGGCCAGGAUUUCCAGUCGGCUCUGUCGCUCUUCAGGGACAUGAGAGAGGCACAGCUUUCAGACCUGAAGGUGAGCUACCUCACCAUAAUGACCGGCCUCAUGGAGAACCAGCGGCCGGAGCUCAUGGCCGCCUUCCUGGACUCGGUGGUGGACGACCCCCGAGUGGAGAUCGCCACCCACGACUGGAACUCGAUCAUCCACGCCUUCUGCAAGAUCGGGAGGCUGGAGGAUGCGAGGAGGACGUACAGGAGGAUGAUCUUCCUGCAGUUCGAGCCCAGCGAGCAGACCUACCUCUCCCUGGUCAACGGCUACGUCUCAGCCGAGAAGUACUUCAGCGUUCUGAUCCUCUGGUCGGAGGUGAGGAAGAAAGGCGCCAACCUGGGGCACGACUCCCUGGACGGCUUCCUCUACGCCCUGGUCAAAGGGGGCUUCUUCGACGCGGCGAUGCAGGUCGUGGAGAUGGCCCAGGACCUGAAGAUCUUCGUGGACAAAUGGCGGCACAAGCAGGCAUUCAUGGAGAAUCACAAGAAGCUGAGGGUGGCGAAGCUGAGGAAGAGGAACUUCAGGAAGAUGGAGGCCCUCGUCGCGUUCAAGAACUGGGCUGGCCUGAAUUAA